UGGUGGCCAAACACCACUGAAAACUCAAUGAGGCCAACUCCAUUUAAGAAAAGAAUUAAAAUAAAAUUCACCUUCACGUAAGGAGAUCUAUGGGUGAAAGGCAAGAGUCGUAAUGGAAUAAUCACACAAAAAAAAUAAGAGUGAACAGAUUUUGUAAGGAAAAAAAAAGGUUUUACGUGUAAAGUGAUAAUUAACAAAACAAAGUAACAAACUAGUCGUGAUCUUUUCGUACGGAUCCCCCAUUAACACCCGGCUUUUCCUGAAUCCUGGAUAGACAAACGAAAUCAAGACCGAACACUCAAUGUGGAGCCCGCACAAUCAACGGUUCAGAUCUCGCGAUCAGUUGCUAAACAAACAACUCUCAUCAUUAUAUAUGUACAGUCUCCUACUCUGAGAAGCCAAAGAAAACAGCGGCAAGCAAACACACCGUCAGUCUUGCCAAACCAAAUGGCGAAUCCUCGUCGGCCUUCACGCCGCGGCAGCUUCUUCUUCUUCUUCACUUUCCGACCACUUGCCUCUGCCAUUACGGUUGCAGUGCUUCUCUUCUUCGUUCUCUCUUUCCUCUUCAGUACUUCCAAUUCUUACUCUUCUGACCUCCACCACCAUUUCCCUUCAGUAUGCAUCCGGAUUCUCGAGGAGAACCGUGCUUGCUGUUCAAUCGGAUCCACUCAAGCCUCGGGUGGAGCAGAUACGAAAGCAAGCCUAGGAUCACCGGUCUCUGGUGCUCGCUUAUGCCGCCUACGCACGGAAGCUCAAGCUUGAGAACUCCAAUCUCGUUAGGACUUUCGCUGAUCUGUCGCGGAACUACUCGGAUGUCAUCAAUAAACCAGCCCAUCGAGCUCUGUCUGAGUUGGAUUUGCUCGCCAUAGAUGAAUCGGUGUUACGGCAAUUCGAAAAGGAGGUAAAGGAGCGCAUCAAAGUCACUAGACAAGUAAUCUCUGAAGCUAAAGAGAACUUUGAUAAUCAGCUCAAGAUUCAGAAGCUGAAGGACACAAUUUUUGCCACAAAUGAGCAGUUAACCAAAGCAAAGAAGCAAGGGGCUUUUUCGAGUCUGAUUGCUGCAAAAACAAUUCCGAAGAGCUUGCAUUGUCUUGCUAUGAAGUUGAUAGGAGAGCAGAUAGCUCAUCCUGAGAUAUAUAAUGAUGCAGGGAAGCCAACACCACCAGAAAUUGAGGAUCCUAAUCUAUACCACUAUGCAAUAAUCUCAGAUAAUGUACUUGCAACAUCAGUGGUGGUGAAUUCAGCUGUGGCAAAUGCAAAGGGAGCCAUGGAAGCAUGUUUUUCAAUCGAGCACAUAUUGCCUUGAAGAAAUUCCAAGCCACUUGAUCACAGAAUUGGAAUUUGUCAAGGCUUGCUGCAACUUUGCUCUCUAAGUAGAUAGUCAUAAUUGAAGCCUCUUCUGGGAAAAUGCAAACGACGCUCCUCCUGUAAGUAAGAAGUAAUCUCAUGAGGUUGAUUGCUACUUCUUAUAUCAAGUGCUCUUAUUUGACUGUGGAAGGUGGUUAGCAUUUGUCCUUUAAGAGUAUCAUACUUAUUUUUUAGUCUUUGUACAGAAUUACUUGCACCCAUUAAUUAAUUGUGGCUAAAUUUAAUCCCAAGAAGUCAUGUUACGGCA
This is a messenger RNA of Tripterygium wilfordii, 1615 nucleotides long. RefSeq names its product galacturonosyltransferase 8-like. The record is from RefSeq and is a predicted model, not a curated record. The coding region runs from base 448 to 762 and encodes 104 amino acids. The transcript has 2 exons. Lineage: Eukaryota; Viridiplantae; Streptophyta; Magnoliopsida; Celastrales; Celastraceae.